AAUUGGCACCUCAAGUAUAUAAAAGAUACAGCAAAACAUAUAAUAAGAAGAAUAGUUCAUGAUUGAUUUGGACUUCGCACUACUUGUUUUUAAUAGAAAACCAAGCACAAGAGUUAUGUUUACCAACACUAUUCUUUUUGGACAUGUCGUUCGAGUUAGACACCACAAUCCACAACCAUAUAGGAAAGUAUGUUCUGGUAUCUCAAGAUGGGGCAUAUUUUUGUUUCAGGAAUACCAUAAUGGAGCUAAGAUACUUCUCCAGAAACCAACAAAGUCGACAACACGAGAAGAUUAUAUAAAAUCCUCCUACCUCUAAGCUCUUUCCUUAUGUACCCCAAUCAUGAACAUUAUCUCAAUGAUUUUCCUAUUUCUACUACCGGUAUUCCUCCUCAUUGUUCGGAGGAGAAGAUCAUCGAAGAGGGUCCCACCAGGUUCCCUUGGAUUUCCAAUCAUCGGUCAAACUAACUUUUGUGUAUGGUGUUGAUGGUAGGUAUUACCUUUGAUGAAGACACUCACCUUCAACAUUAUUUGCUCUCUCCUUUUCGGGCUUGAACGUGGAGCGCAAAGAGACCAGAUGGUUCAUCAUUUCCAGCAGAUGAUAGAAGGAAUAUGGUCAAUCCCUAUAAACUUGCCUUUUACGCGCUUCAACCGCAGCCUUGAGGCAAGCAAAGAUGUCCAGAAAAUGCUGAAACAACUUAUUUCUGAGAAACGCCAUGAGCUCAACAACAACUUAGCUUCAUCCCACCAGGAUCUCAUCACCUGUUUGCUCAGCAUCGGUGGAGAGAACAAUCAAGAACUCAUAUCUGAAAAUGAAAUCAUUCAUAAUGUCAUGCUCAUCAUGAUUGCUGGACAUGACACUUCAUCCACCUUGAUAACUUUCAUGGUAAGACUUUUAGCAAAGAAUCCAAAUAUCUAUGCAGCCGUCCUUAAAGAGCAAGAAGAGAUUGCACAGAGCAAGUCACCUGGAGAGUCCCUAAUUUGGGAAGACCUUGGCAAGAUGAAAUACACCUGGAGAGUGGCAAUGGAGACAAUGAGAAUGUUCCCUCCAAUUUUCGGAGGCUUCAGGCAGACUGUAAAAGACAUCGAGUACGGAGGCUACCUCAUUCCGAAAGGAUGGCAAAUAUUCUGGGUAACAGCUAAAACACACAUGGAUAGCAGCAUUUUCCAAGAACCAGAGAAAUUUGAUCCAGAUCGCUUUGAGACCCCAGCAUCUUUGCCUCCUUACAACUUUGUUCCAUUCGGAGGGGGAGCCCGUAUAUGUCCUGGAUAUGAGUUUGCAAAGGUUGAAACUUUGGUUACAAUCCAUUACCUAGUGACACAUUUCACAUGGAAGCUAUGCUGCACAGAUGAUUUCUUCAGCAGGGACCCAAUGCCAGCACCAACUCAAGGACUUCCCGUUCAAAUAAUUCCCAGGAAACCUCUCUAAUUCAACAAAUUUAAUCCUACAUGCUUCUUCAAGAGGCAGCAGAGUUUGUAAACCUCAAGACUCCUAAGGGGAAUACUCCCUAUAUUAUUAUGUAUUCAUGUUAAAAGAUGUACACUUUAAGGUCUGACUAUCCAGCCACAUUUAUUGGAACUUUAUAUUCGAGAAUUGAGGGCUAAGCAUUGGAUGUGAAAAAUUGAAACUUUGAACAAGCAUAAGCAAAAAUCUCCUUUUUUUUCAAUAGGAAUAUUUUUCUAGAUUAGGCUUUACGGUUUAAAGUUUUACAACUUUUUCUGGAAACUUGAAGGCUAAAAAUUGGAUUGAAAGAUGGAAAAUUUCAUGGUCAUGUUUUACAUUUGUUACUCCUUUUAAGGUAAGUAACUUUUCAAAAUUUGGGGUUAGCGUUAAGAUAACUUUACAAUGGAAAGUUGAGUGAAGAUAUCUAAGGCUUUGAAGGCAGAAAGAAACAACUAACAUUCACUUAGAAUACCAACUCUAUUUCAUAUGUACAAGUUCUUUGGGAUUCAUUUUCCCAAGCUCGUUCAGUAACAAGGAACUUGUCAAGCUAGCAUUCUGGCCUGUGCAAAUUUCAAGAAGCACUGAAAGAACAAACUCUGUACAAACUCUUAAAUAAGAGCAACAUAUAUGUCCAUCAGCAACCUUGUACCUAGGGAAUUGUACAACAACCUGAGAACUGAUUAGUGGAGAAUUAUAUGUGACAUGCUAACCUCUAAUAAACAAAGGAAGAUGGGAAACUCUUGUCAACAACUUUGAGGUCUGUAAUAUUUCGGAGGC
This is a messenger RNA of Lycium barbarum (goji berry), 2218 nucleotides long. Its product is annotated as cytochrome P450 716B1-like. Gene Ontology annotation, biological process: sterol metabolic process. Gene Ontology annotation, molecular function: iron ion binding; oxidoreductase activity, acting on paired donors, with incorporation or reduction of molecular oxygen; heme binding. The coding region runs from base 503 to 1426 and encodes 307 amino acids. Lineage: Eukaryota; Viridiplantae; Streptophyta; Magnoliopsida; Solanales; Solanaceae. The transcript is spliced from 3 exons. The record is from RefSeq and is a predicted model, not a curated record.